Messenger RNA from Cucumis sativus (cucumber), 2152 nucleotides. Its product is annotated as UDP-glucose 6-dehydrogenase 1-like. Gene Ontology annotation, molecular function: UDP-glucose 6-dehydrogenase activity; NAD binding. Gene Ontology annotation, cellular component: cytosol; nucleus. Gene Ontology annotation, biological process: glycosaminoglycan biosynthetic process. The record is from RefSeq and is a predicted model, not a curated record. Lineage: Eukaryota; Viridiplantae; Streptophyta; Magnoliopsida; Cucurbitales; Cucurbitaceae.
UCUCUGUUCUUCAUCUCAAGAUUUCAUUUCCCCUUAUUUCUCUAAGAUAAUCUCUGUUCUAAGAUUGCACCACACAUUCAUCUUGCUUCUCCUGGAUUUUACAAUGCUGUCUUGUGUUUUUAUGUUCUGGGUUUUGCUUACUUUGUUCUUUUCUUGCUUCUUUGAGUUUGAUUUUGCCCAGUAACAAAACUUUUGUAGGUGGGUGAAUCUAUUUUAGGUCUGGGUGUUGAAUGCUGUUGUGGAAACUGUGAUUUUAGAGGGAUUUCUGGUUGUUGAAUUGAUUACUUGCAUGCAUUUUUAGGUCUUAACUAUUUUGUUAUACCAAAAUUUAGUUCUCGAUUAGAGUUGGAAGGAUUUACGGUUUUAGUAGUUUGGAAUUUGGAUUGUGGAAUGGAGAUGUGUUAUGUGGAGUUAUUGAUGAGAAAAUUAGAGAUUUUGUUUAGUUGCAUUUAGUUUAGGUAAUCAUCUGCUUUCAUUUGCUUCUGAUUGUUGUUUGAAUCAAAUAGAAAUGGUGAAGAUCUGUUGCAUUGGGGCUGGCUAUGUUGGUGGCCCAACAAUGGCGGUGAUUGCUCUCAAGUGUCCCUUCAUCGAGGUAACUGUAGUCGAUAUUUCGGUUUCGAGGAUCGAUGCUUGGAAUAGCGAACAGCUUCCUAUAUACGAGCCAGGCCUUGAAGAUGUGGUGAAACAAUGUAGAGGGAAGAAUUUGUUUUUUAGCUGUGAUGUUGAGAAACACGUUGGUGAGGCUGAUAUAGUCUUUGUUUCUGUCAAUACACCAACUAAAACAGGCCUUGGAGCUGGUAAAGCAGCUGAUCUUACGUAUUGGGAAAGCGCUGCUCGGAUGAUCGCCGAUGUUUCGAAAUCGGACAAGAUUGUGGUUGAAAAAUCUACUGUCCCUGUGAAGACAGCUGAGGCCAUUGAAAAGAUAUUGACUCACAACAGCGACGGGAUUAACUUCCAAAUACUCUCAAACCCUGAGUUUCUUGCUGAGGGAACUGCUAUUCAAGACCUUCUUACUCCCAACCGGGUUCUUAUAGGUGCGGAAACUCCCGAGGGAAUUAAGGCGAUAGAAAAACUAAAAAAUGUGUAUGCUAACUGGGUGCCUGUUGAGAGCAUUCUGUGUACUAAUCUAUGGUCUGCUGAACUAUCAAAACUAGCUGCCAAUGCCUUUUUAGCUCAAAGGAUUUCUUCAGUUAAUGCCAUUUCCGCCCUCUGUGAGGCAACUGGUGCAGAUAUCAGUGAAGUAUCGCAUUCGGUUGGUACGGAUACAAGAAUUGGCCCGAAGUUCUUGAAUGCGAGUGUAGGUUUCGGCGGUUCUUGUUUCCAGAAGGACAUUUUAAACCUAGUGUAUAUUUGUGAAUGUAAUGGCCUUCCAGAGGUAGCAAACUACUGGAAACAUAUCAUCAGAAUAAACGACUACCAAAAGUCCCGAUUUGUCAAUCGAGUGGUUUCAUCCAUGUUCAACACUGCCUCAGGCAAAAAGAUAGCCAUCCUCGGAUUCGCAUUCAAGAAAGACACAGGAGACACUAGAGAGACACCCGCCAUUGAUGUGUGCAAAGGUUUGUUAGGCGAAAAGGCAAAUCUAAGCAUAUAUGAUCCACAAGUUUCUGCAGAUCACAUCGAAAGAGACCUUUCAACGGAGAAGUUCGAUUGGGAUCAUCCGGCUCAUCUUCAGCCAAAGCCGACUGCUAUAAAACAAGUUCGCGUCGAAUGGGAUGCUUAUGAAGCAACAAAAGAUGCUCAUGGACUCUGCUUUCUAACCGAAUGGGACGAGUUUAAGAAACUUGAUUUCCAAAGAAUCUACAACGAUAUGCAAAGGCCUUCAUUCGUGUUUGACGGUCGCAACAUUGUCGAUGCCGUGAAGUUGAGACGCAUUGGUUUCAUAGUUUACUCUGUGGGGAAGCCAUUGGAUCCAUGGCUGAAGGACUUGCCCGCUGUUGCUUGAAAUAUGGAGUGAAAUCAAAAUGCAGGAAAAUCAGGUGGAGACUCAUAAUCAAGCUUACACUCAUAUAACACUCCCUAUCAAUGUCUCUCAAUACUCAAUAUCAAUGCAUUGAUAACAAUUUUGGUAUUCAUCGAUAAAAGUAGUGUCAAUUGUCAAUUGUUACAAUAAGAUUUAAAAAAAAUUAAACUUAGGUUGAAGGUUUUUCAUUUU